UGUCUCAUUUGACAUUGCAUGAUGACUUCCGCGUCAUGAAUAAGUUGUAAUGGUAUUAUUCGAAAAAUAGAAACUAAUUGAGUUCAAAUGGCUAAAAUUGGAAUAAAUGGUUUCGGAAGAUUGGGUAGACAGUUGUUGAAAAUAGCAAUAGAAAAAUGCAAAAAGAAAUGUGCCACAGAUGUUUCACGUGUUCUCAUGGUGAAUGAUCCAAAUGUAAAACCGGACUGUUUUGGAUAUUUAUUGAAAAAUGAUUCUCUGUAUGGAAAAUCCCACAUGGAGAUAGUGGAGAUGGGUUCAUGUCUAAUGAUUGAUAGUCAGAGAGUAGAAAUCACAAGUGAAAGCAAGAUAGAAAAAAUUCCUUGGCAAAAUUGUAAGGUUGACUAUGUCAUCGACACAACCGGACAAAAUCAAAAUUGCAAUAAGGCAUCCGCAUUCUUAACAGAGGGUAUCAAGAAAGUUAUAGUCACGGGUUGUUCGAAUGUACCGAUCUUCAUUGUUGGAAUCAACCAUGCUUGCUUUGAUGUGAACAUGAAAACAGUUUCUGCAGCAUCCCCUUCUCUGAAUGCUGUGAUGCCUGUCUUGAGAGUUUUGCACGAAAAUUUCCAAAUACAGCAAGCCAUGGUAACAGAAAUACAACCUCUAACAAACAGUGAUAAAAUACUGGAUGAUGCUUAUGGAACGACUAGCUGUAGAAGUAGCAGAUCAUCGCUGACGAGCUUCAGCCCUACACAAAGUUCAUCAGGCCAGGAAUUCGUUAACAGGGUGAUGCCAGAAUUGGAGGGCAAGACUGCAUCAGCGGCCAUCAAAAUUCCAAUACCCUGUAUAGGAGCCAUCGAUGUCACAGCAAAAUUUGGAAAAGAAGCUCCAUAUGAAGUAAUCAAGGACAAAUUCAAAGAAGCGUCCCAGGGUUAUUUGAAAAAUAUUUUGAAAUAUUCUGAAGAAAAUCUUGUCAGCACCGAUAUAAUUGGUGACCCCCAUUCCUGUGUUUUCGAUGCAAAAGCAGGGGUGGCACUAUCAAAAUGUAUGGUGAAAGUGUUUGCUUGGUACGAUAGUCAGAGUACUUACUGUUCACCAUUAGGAAAGAUGCUUUUUCGAGUUGAAGGAGUAAAGAGUAUUUUCCUUGGACCAGAUUUUAUAACAGUUACGAAAACUGAUGAUGAUGUUGAAUGGAAACUGUUAAAACCUGAAGUGUUUGCUAUAAUCAUGGAUUUCUUUGCAAGUGGUCUGCCUGUCUUGAAUGAUGCAACACCAAACAAAGAUACAGAAGUUUAUGAGGAUGAUGAUGAAACAGUACAGAUGAUAAAAGAACUCUUGGACACAAGAAUAAGACCAACUGUUCAAGAAGAUGGGGGAGACAUUAUCUUUGUUGGAUUUGAAGAUGGCAUUGUGAAAUUGAAAAUGCAAGGAGCAUGUUCUAGCUGUCCAAGCUCAAUUGUUACCCUCAAAAAUGGUGUGCAGAAUAUGAUGCAGUUUUAUAUUCCAGAGGUUUUGGGUGUAGAACAAGUCAUUGAUGAAGGUGAAAAAUUAUCAGAGAGUCACUUUGAAAAAGUAGAAAAACAAAUUCUUACUAGAGAAUCUGAAGAAAGCAAAAAGUGAUGUACAACAUUAUAUAUGUUGACUAUUACAGUGAACUGUGAGAUAUAGCUAAAAUUAUCAAGACUGAUUAAACUUGAGAAGUGUACAGAAAUGAAAAUAGUAGGUAUCAUUGUUGAAAUAUAAUUAAUGAAACAUUAUAUAGCAACUAUAAAAAUACUUGUUUUAACAGAAA
Messenger RNA from Phaedon cochleariae (mustard beetle), 1768 nucleotides. The record is from the annotation of a GenBank genome assembly. NCBI's taxonomy places the organism in Eukaryota, Metazoa, Arthropoda, Insecta, Coleoptera, Chrysomelidae.